UGAAGUAACGAUAGAUAGCAGUAUUAAUGUCGCUGAACAAGAUGGCUGAAGGCUGAGUUCCCUUUUUUACUUCGGCUUCACUUUCCUGACUUUUCUCGCCCACAAACUAAGCUUUCGCACUGUCAAUCAAGUCUGUGAUGCAAACGUAUUUUCUUGUUGAAAAAAUACUGAAUUAAUGCAAUAAUUAGAAAUAAAUUAUGGCAAAUGCUAUCGAAAAUUUAUUUGAUGCUUUUGAUGAGCAAGAUGAUGAAUCGGAAAUUAUUCAUUUACCCAAAAAGUCGGACCUUUCAUUAAAUAAAGAUGAAUUAGAAGUAGGUGUAAAGCGUCAACAUGAUGAGGACGAUGAGAAGACACUGGUUAAGAAAAUACGACAUGAUCCUAUUCUGGAUGACAUCAAUUUAGAAGAAAUAGCAUGUCGUAUAAAAGUGCAUACUAUAGAGUCUAUAGAAUCCUGUACACAUGAGGUUGCUAUCCCUCCUGAACAGGAACUCAUACCUCUGGAACAUAAGGAAGGCAAGCCAGCAAAAGAGUACAAAUUUAUACUAGAUCCAUUUCAAAAGGAAGCAAUUUUAUGCAUUGAGAACAAUCAGUCUGUUCUUGUUUCUGCGCAUACAUCAGCUGGUAAAACUGUAGUAGCUGAAUAUGCAAUAGCAUGUUCACUUAGAGAUAAACAGAGAGUAAUAUAUACUACUCCAAUCAAGGCAUUAAGCAAUCAAAAGUACAGGGAAUUUUAUGAAGAAUUCAAGGAUGUUGGACUAGUAACAGGUGAUGUUACUAUAAAUCCCACAGCUAGUAUAUUAAUCAUGACUACUGAAAUUUUGCGUAAUAUGCUGUACAGAGGUUCAGAGGUAAUGCGCGAAGUUGGUUGGGUGAUAUUUGAUGAAAUUCAUUACAUGCGUGACAAAGAAAGAGGAGUGGUGUGGGAAGAGACACUUAUACUAUUACCGGAUAAUGUACAUUAUGUAUUUCUUUCUGCUACUAUACCUAACGCACGACAGUUUGCGGAAUGGGUAGUGCAUCUGCACAAACAACCCUGCCAUGUUGUUUAUACAGACUACAGGCCGACACCAUUACAACAUUACAUAUUUCCAGUUGGAAGCGACGGUAUUCAUCUGGUCGUGGAUGAAAUAGGUAACUUUAAAGAAGAAAAUUUUAAUAGAGCCAUGACAUGCUUGCAAAAUAUGGGCGAUGCAGCUAAAGGUGACACGAAGGGACGUAAAGGUGGUCUACGCCCUUCGAAUAGCGGGCAAACGAAUAUUUUUAAGAUGGUAAAAAUGAUCAUGGAAAGAAAUUUCGCACCCGUGAUAAUAUUCAGCUUCUCGAAGAAAGAUUGCGAAGUUUAUGCUAUGCAAAUGUCCAAAUUGGAUUUCAAUACAUUGGAAGAAAAAAAAUUGGUGGACGAGGUUUUCAAUAAUGCCAUAGACGUCCUUAGUGAUGAGGAUAGGAAAUUACCACAAGUGGAAAACGUGUUGCCGCUUUUACGACGUGGAAUAGGCAUCCAUCAUGGUGGCCUUUUGCCGAUCCUAAAAGAAACUGUCGAGAUAUUAUUCGGCGAAGGUCUGAUCAAAGCUCUCUUUGCUACCGAGACGUUCGCGAUGGGUCUGAACAUGCCCGCACGAACGGUUUUAUUCACAACGUCUCGUAAAUUUGACGGCAAAGAUUUUCGUUGGAUUACGUCAGGCGAAUAUAUACAAAUGGCUGGUCGCGCCGGUAGGAGAGGUCUAGAUGAAAAAGGAAUCGUCAUAUUGAUGAUAGACGAGCAAGUUAGCCCAGUAGUUGGUAAAGCUAUCGUCAAUGGAAAGCCAGAUCCAAUAAACUCCGCGUUUCAUUUGACUUACAAUAUGGUUCUUAAUCUUCUACGGGUCGAAGAAAUUAAUCCGGAGUACAUGUUAGAGAGAAGCUUUUUCCAAUUUCAGAAUCAAUCUUCUAUUCCGACUUUGUAUAACAGAGUAAAGGAGCUGUAUGCUGCUUACAACACAGUGAAUGUUGAGAAAUACGAUGAGAUAUCUUCAUAUCACGAUAUACGGGAACAACUAAAUCGACUAAGCAGCGAGUUUCGAUCCUAUUUAACGCAACCAGAAUAUUUAUUACCAUUUUUACAACCCGGGAGACUAAUACAGGUAAAGAAUGAUAUUGGAACAUUUGAUUGGGGCAUUAUAGUGAAUUUUAAGAAAAAAACUCCGAAAAAUCCGGUAAAAGAUAAGGUUAGCAUCGUCAUCGACGUCUUACUUCAUAUAUCCAAAAAGUCAAAAGAAGGCAAUCCAAUUCCAUGUCACAGUGGUGAAGAAGGUGACGUGGAAGUUAUCCCAAUUAUGCAUAAUUUAAUUUUGCAAAUAAGUUCAAUCAGACUAUAUUGUCCGAAAGAUCUCAGGCCACUUGAUAAUCGAAAAAAUGUAUUGAAAACAAUACAAGAAGUGAAAAAAAGAUACCCUAAGGGUCUACCAUUACUUCAUCCUAUUGAAAAUAUGAAAAUACAAGAUGAGGCUUUUAAAGAUAUUGUGAAGAAAAUCGAAUUGCUGGAAAAAAAACUAUAUGCUCAUCCUUUACACAAGGACCCUAACAUAAAUGUAAUAUACGAGCAGUACUUGCAUAAGGAAGAACUAGCCACGAACCUAAAGCAAGCCAAACAAGAAUUGAAAGAGGCCAAGUCAAUAUUACAGAUGGAUGAACUCAAGUGCAGGAAGCGAGUUUUAAAGAGGAUGGCAUAUUGCACGUCGACAGACGUUAUAGAACUAAAAGGACGUGUAGCCUGCGAACUAAACGGCGCCGACGAAUUGUUAUUAACAGAAAUGCUUUUCAAUGGUCUUUUUAACGUUUUAAAUGUAGCACAGAUGGUUGCAUUAAUUAGUUGUUUUGUAUGCGACGAAAAAGCGACAGAGAUGCCUAAAAGUACAGAAGAACUAAGCGGUCCGCUCAGACAAAUGCAGGAUCUGGCUCGGAGAAUAGCGAAAGUCUCCACAGAAGUCAAUCUACAAUUGGACGAAAAUACGUAUGUCGAGAAAUUCAAACCGUAUUUAAUGGACGUUAUGUACGCUUGGUGCAAAGGCGCGUCGUUUUUACAAAUCUGCAAGAUGACCGAUAUAUUUGAAGGAUCUAUUAUCAGAUGUAUGCGUCGCUUAGAAGAAGUACUUCGGCAACUGUGCCAAGCUGCAAAAGGUAUCGGAAAUGUUGAACUAGAGAACAAAUUCAGCGAGGCGAUAAAACUUAUAAAGCGAGAUAUUGUAUUUGCUGCUUCUUUAUAUUUAUAA
Molecule: messenger RNA, 3248 nt
Organism: Odontomachus brunneus
Lineage: Eukaryota; Metazoa; Arthropoda; Insecta; Hymenoptera; Formicidae
Gene: Mtr4
Product: exosome RNA helicase MTR4
Exons: 10
Coding region: 198-3248 (1016 amino acids)
Biological process (GO): maturation of 5.8S rRNA; RNA catabolic process
Cellular component (GO): nucleus
Molecular function (GO): ATP binding; RNA binding; RNA helicase activity
Source: RefSeq, a predicted model, not a curated record